GACCGUAUGCCACCCAAUCUCUCCCUCUCCAUAGGAGUAUUAUUCAAGCUUCCAUUCUCCACACUCGACCGCCUUUUUCCUCUCUCUCUAGGGUUCUCUCUUAUUCGCCUGAACAAAUCUGGAUUCUCGCAGUCGCAGAUACAUUUUCGGGAUUUUCACACCAAUUCAAUCAAUCCCGCCUCUUUCUACUUCGAUCCUUGACCUCCUAUCUCACUCUGCCAUGAAUUGAAUCCGCUCCUUUCUUCGGGUUUUUUGCGGAGGGGAUUAUGCAUUAGGAUUUUGUUUUCGGUGAUUGCAGAGUUUAUGCACUGAUCUUUGGCCGUUGGUUGAGGAUUCAAGGUGCUGAGUCAAACCCACAGCCGACUGCUCAAGGCCUCAAGUUUGAACCAUACGGAUCCAUGUACAACGAGGGAGCACCUGGCUAUAUAAUUGACCAGGGCUUGUAUUAUCCUACUGGCACCAGCUAUGGAUACAUCUGUACGGGAUAUGAACCAACCAUGGAUUGGGAAGACCAGCAUAGGUUUUUCCGUGUAGACAGUCAAGAUAUUCAUUACACAGUUGCGACAAAUGAGAACACACCCUAUGUAUAUUAUUCACCCAAUUAUGGGUAUGGGCAGUCUGCUUUUAAUCCAUACAAUCCUUAUAUUCCUGGUGCUGUGGUAGGAGCUGAUGGAUCAAUUAUACCAGCACAACAGUACUUUGCCCUUCCCUCGUAUGAGGAUCCUGCUACAUCGGCGUCAUACCUUCCUGUAGUUUUCCAGCCAAGGCGUGAUGCUUCUGCUAAUGGGAUUGUAGAUUCAUUUAUUGAUACUUGUGGAUCUUUUAACAAGGCUGAUGGCCUACGUUCUAAAUACAAUUUGGCUCUGAAUACUCCUGAUUCCUCAUUGACCGCAAUGGGUGAUGCCUCUGGUCAAAGAAACUCUUUUGGAAAAAUGUCUGAAGGUAGGGUUAAUACGGGGACUGGGAAGCAGCAUCCAUCAAGUAUUACUUCUGGUAGUAUUAAUAGUCAAGCUGCAUCGCAGAUUUCCCAGAUUAGAGGCCCUCAAGGCAUGGAGAGAUCGUUACGUGGGAAAGCAUCGGCUGUCGGUAAUCAGUUAAAGACUGCUUUUACUUCUGGAAACGGAGCAUCUACUUUCGAAUCGAUCAAUUAUUCCCUUGCAUCUGUAAAUAAAGUUAAGCCUAACAUGCUUAGUGGGAGGGCUCCUGAUGAUGAAAGAGCUGGUUCUGAUAUAUCUAGCGACCAGAAUAGAGGGUCUAGGAUGAGCAAAUCAAAGAACCAAUUGAUUGUAAAAGCCUAUACAUUAAGGGCUGGAAAUCCUGAUGCACAAGGAAACAUCAUUAUCUCUAGAGAUCAGUAUAACAGAGUUGAUUUUCCGGUGGAAUAUGCAAAUGCAAAGUUUUUUGUGAUUAAGUCAUAUAGUGAGGAUGAUGUGCAUAAGAGUAUCAAGUAUAAUGUGUGGUCAUCCACUCCCAAUGGAAACAAGAAGCUUAGUGCUGCAUAUGAAGAUGCCAAGAGAAUAUCUGCUGGAGACUCAAGAGGCUGCCCCAUCUUCCUCUUCUUUUCUGUUAAUGCGAGUGGCCAGUUCUGUGGUAUUGCAGAAAUGACCGGCCCAGUGGAUUUCAACAGAGAUAUGGAUUUCUGGCAGCAAGAUAAAUGGAGUGGAAGCUUUCCUGUAAAAUGGCACAUCAUAAAAGAUUUGCCAAACCCAAAUUUUAGGCACAUCAUAUUGGAGAACAAUGAGAACAAGUCAGUGACUAACAGCAGAGACACACAAGAGAUAAGCUUCAAGAAAGGCUUGGAGAUGCUUAAAGUAUUCAAGGGCCAAACGUCUAAGACAUCCCUACUUGAUGACUUCAUGUACUAUGAAAAUAGACAGCGGAUUUUACAGGGAGAGAGAGCCAGGCUUUUCAUGAAAAGCUAUGAAAACCCUUAUCUUGUUCCAUUAUUGGAUCCUCCUCGCAAGCAUCAGUCUGUUCAUGAUUUUCCUCCUAUUAGCGAUGCAAAUUCUGCCAAACAUGAUACCAAUAAUUCAAGUAUGGCAAACAAAGGGGAAGUUCCCUCAGAGGCUGUAUCAACUUGCUCCGCGAGCGACCAUGCUGAGCCCAAAGGGCAGAUUUCCUCGGGGACUAAUCCCACCAAUGGAGCUGGUGUCCCUGGGAGCCGUAAAGGCUCAGCAGAUGGAGUGCCAAAUGCAGUUGAUGAACUUAAAAUUAGUGGUUUGAAGAUACAUUCAGACGAGCCAGGUUCAAGGUGUAUGCUCCCUACUAGCGCAGUAUCUAACAAAACUAACAGUGAGGUGGUAAAUGUUGUCACUAUAGGGUCAAUGCCUGUCAAAGUGGUGGAUACCGGAUCUUCUGGUUUUCUGACAGUGGGUACAAUUCCACUGGAUCCAAGAACUCUCCUUAAUGAGUAGCUAGACAGGGGACAGUGCAUAAGAAGAGAGGUUUACGACGACUCGUGAAGAUGGAUUUGGAUGGUUAGUUUUUUUAUUUGAAACGUUGUUGACAAAUUCCUGGGGGAGCUCUGCAUUUCUAUUGUACAAUUGGGUGUAGUCAUACUCGGUCUUGGCUUCUGUUUCGGAACAUCGGUGGUAUAACAUCCAGGGGCAGGAUAGCUUGCAGUUUUCAUCCCUCUUUCGUCUGGAUGAGAAGGAAGAAUUUUUAUUUUAACUAAAUUGAAAUGUUAUAAAUACUGAUGUUAUCUUUUUUCCGGUUUCUUUAGCGGGAGUGGCUGGGGUAGGGACAUUGGUCUUAAGCCGAGGGUGCUGUUGCUCUUUCGUUUCCGAUUAACUCAUUGAUUUUUUGCCUUUUGGCUUCAUCUUUACAGAAGUUAUAUCCAAGAAAAAGGAAAAUAAAAAUUUACGUUUA
Messenger RNA from Salvia splendens (bonfire salvia), 2868 nucleotides. RefSeq names its product YTH domain-containing protein ECT4. Gene Ontology annotation, biological process: mRNA destabilization. Gene Ontology annotation, cellular component: cytoplasm. The coding region runs from base 399 to 2414 and encodes 671 amino acids. The record is from RefSeq and is a predicted model, not a curated record. Gene Ontology annotation, molecular function: mRNA binding. The transcript has 8 exons. Lineage: Eukaryota; Viridiplantae; Streptophyta; Magnoliopsida; Lamiales; Lamiaceae.